AUGGCCACUGCCAAUCUCACAAUUGUCACCGAUGCAACAUUACGCGCCAAAAGUUCCCCCAGCUUCUCGAGCGAUGGAGUGUCUCUGGGAGGCCGUCGGGGCCCAACAUCCCCUCCGUCUUCAAUUACGCCGCCUCCAGCCUUCAUCGCCGCAUCUGCUGCCUCGCAGAUUGUGACGAACGACCACGACAGCCAUGCCGAAUUCUGGCUCGAACAACACGGAAAUGAGCCAUCGGGAGAGCCUGCCAUAGUUGCACCACCCGCUCUGAGCUUGGUGAACAUGUUUCUCGAUCAGAUCCUCUUCACAGUCCUCUCCGUCUCGAAAUCAACCUCACUCGCGUCGCUUCGACUGGCCGUCGCGCAAGUCCUGAAACCGAAGCUGGCAUAUGGAGCCAUCGCGGGCGCUGAUCAGGAACUACACGAGUACUUGGGUGGCGGUGAGGAAGAGGAGCUGCUCGCAUUUCACAAUGGCCUCGACGAACCGAGCGGCGACUGGGAUUUGGAACUCGUUUGGAAGCGUACGCGACUUCGAUGUAUGGUCUAUUCCUCCCUCGGGGAUAUGGAGGAGGAAGACGAGGACUAUUACGCGGAGCGAGAGCAUUUAGAUGGGUCCCCUCAGGACGUUGUCUCUCCGGCGGUAGCCAUUUUCAUGACUUCGAUCCUGGAAUUCAUGGGAGAGCAAGUUUUGGUCGUUGCGGGGCAAGCUGCGUACCAUAGGCUGAGAAUCAAGAUCGAGAAGGAGAAGGAUGAGUUGAACCCGUCGGCAGGCAUCGCAGAUCGAGUCGUAGUGGAGGAGAACGACAUGGAACGGGUUGCGCUGGAUCGAACAAUCGGCCGGUUAUGGAGAGGCUGGAAGAGGCGAAUACGAACCCCGGUGUCUUCCGUCUCGAUGACCCAUUCGAUUUCCCGAGAGUCCUUGCGGACGUUGACUGAAAACCAAGCUGAAAUUGCCGUGUGUGGAGACGCAGUCGAGCCGGACUCCUUAGAACCACCUUUGUCUGCGGUGUGCGCUGAAGGGAAAUAUGCCGCUCUGGUACCUCUUCCGAUGAAUGACAACGACAUCUUAGAGAUUGAAAUUCCAGGCCUUGCUCGUCAGAGUGAUGACGAGGAUGGGUCUUCUCCGAGUGAGGAUGACGAGGUUCUUCUCCCAUCGCGGCCCAAGAGUAUGGUGAUCUUCACCCACGGCGUGCAAGGACCUUCUGCUUCCAGUUCUGCGCAACCUGAGCGUUCAGCCUCGGAUCGGGGGUCGAGAAAGCGCUCAAACUCUCUACCUUCAGCUCUACCGUUACCAUUCAGGUUGGUCAAACGCCAUAAGCCUUCCGUUGACGUCCCAGCGGAAGACAACCAUGCCACAAAAGAAUCCCAGCAAGACCCGGGCGGAGCCCCAGAGGAACCCGAAGACACUUCUCCUGAAUCUCAUGCCGUCAAGGAUGUCGUCGAUGCUCUUCGCACGGGAGCCGUGGCAAUCGGUGCUACUGUCAUGGCUGGAGUUGUUGCUGCGGCUCACGGCGAGGUACCUCAAACAGCCCUCGCUGAGCCCGACGAGCAUGAGCUGGAAGAAACAGUCACUGAGGAGGCCCAAAUUAUGACAUCGUCGCGUGUCUCCUUCCGUGGCCGGAUGACUCCUGAGGCGGGUAAAGAGGCGUCUUCAGGGCGUUCGAGUAUUCGAUCUGUGAGCGGACAUUCUCUCCGACUCAUAGAUGUCACAUCAACGCGGAGUCAAGUCAGUUCGCGGCAGGGCUUUGACGAUGCGGCUGAUCUCUUAGGCGCUCGACCCGUGGUUAUAUCUCGGUCAAGCAGUUUUCACUCCGCUGUCAAAUAUGAAAAUCAGAUAUCACGGAUGGAUAGUCCGGUGUCCAGAUGCUCUAAUACCAGUCCAAUUACUCGGAAUGGGUCAUCGCUGAGCUCAAGACGAACGAGAAACAGCGCUGAUGAUUCAAUUUCAGAGGUCGAGGAAGAUCACGACCCUGUGUCACCAACUCGGAUAGGCCUGGCCGUGGGUGGCCAGAGCAUUGAUGUUGAAGCCAUGCCCAGCUCCGACGAGUACAGUUCUGUAGCUUCUAGCGACACUCGUAGUGUAAAGGAGAAUGUUUCGACUUCGGACGGACAUUCUCGGUCUGCUCCCCUGUCUACUGUCCCCUACUACCAGCCAGGGCCGCCCCCAGCGGCAGAACACCAAGGAUCGAGUCGAGGUCCAGCGAACUACCAACCAGUUCCUCAUCCGUCGCAUCAACAACAACACUCGCCGAGCAAACCUCAACCUCGACUAACCACAGACCGAUCGUCUCCUCCUCGCUCCUCGUAUAUGGAGCACAUCAUAAGCAAGGGUUCUCCCACUCAUCAUACAUCACGCUCUGGCUCAUCAUUCGGCUCGCAGAAAUUGAAGCCCAUACGCACAUCCGACGACUAUGGGCGGAGGUCUGGUGAUACCAAAGGACAAAGCUUCGAGCAGCUUAUCCAAAGUGACGAAACCAUUCAGUAUACCCUGACACCGGAAAACAUGCGUGCGAUUGAGGUUGGCUCGCCUAUAAGUUUCCUGGAUCACAGACCCACGAACGGCCGAUCGCCUUCGUUGUCACCUGGCAAACCUUCAGCUGGUUUCAAUUCACACCCGCAUGUAGACAUUGGGAAGUCCUCCACAUCGAACAAGUCGGCUCUCACACCUGUAUCGAGACUCCAAACCAAGGCGGGGACCAAAUUGAGGCCGAACGCCCCACAGCCUCGAGAUGCUCGAUGUGAGCGAGACUCUAUUGGGGACUUCGCCGAAUUCAUCAGAAGCACCGGCCCUGCCAAUUCGUAUGAGCACUUACCCCCCACCAGAGCGGCUUCGACCAAACGUGGUACGAACAGUGUCCCGAGGAAUCCCGGCCCAACAGGACCUCCUCGAGCUGGAAGCGCUACCACAAUGACACAGCGUAGUGCCACUUCAGCAGGGCGAAGCAAACUUCAAGCCCGUGAUGCUGUGAUUCCCCGCGGUGAGACUGUCAGCGAUUUGAUCGAUUUCGUGAGAUCCGGACCUCAGCUAGAGAAACAAGAUCACCGGAUACCUCGUACCGUGGCGCCAUUCCGCGACACGUUGGACUCGGACCAUCUGGUUGGGGCCGUCGGUGGUAAAGCUGUCGAUGCCACUCUACCUGAUCUGCGGUUCAGCCAAGCAUUAUCAGUCUCCAGCUCCAUGACUUCGCAGAGUGCGCUUCUGGGUGGUUCUCGGAACAAGCCACUACCCUGUCACAGCCCGAGUAACCUUGAUGAGGAAGACUCGAUGCCGAAGCGCAAAACGCGACGAGUCCGCGAUCCGUACUCCCUUGACUUUUCUGAUGAAGAUGACGACGACCUCCUCUCGAGACCCGCACCAAUCAAGGAAGAGAGCUUGGUAGAUUUCCUCCGCAACGCGCCCCCGCCCCCGCCACCCAAGCCUGUCCCUGAGCCCGUGUCGGCGCGGCCUAGGUCUAGCAGGACGAAUAAGAAGCCUAGCUCCCCAAGUAUCAUGUCGCGAUUCGGUCGUAAUGGCUCCAUAUCUGGCCAAAUCUCAUUCAUAAGACCACAAGGGAACGAUUCCGCCUCGUCCCCGGUCACAAAAUCUCCCAUCACCCCUUUGGAUGCGAAUUUGAGCCCAAUCUCGCCAUCGUCCUACGAUCAGUCUCGUAAGGGUAGCUACGCCUCGCAGACCGACUAUACACGGAACUAUACAGCUGCGCAGAUGGGUAACCAAUCUCGCGAAGCAGUCAACGCGAUCAAGCCUCAAAGUAGCGACCCAACCAAGCUCCUCCGCAACGACCCGCUUCGCAGCGCGCAAGCGCAACCAAAGACCUUUGUUCCGACCCUCCAAAAGGAAGAAGCAUCCACCUUUCAACGCAUAUUCGGUCGCAAGAAGUCUGCGCACUAG
Messenger RNA from Drepanopeziza brunnea f. sp. 'multigermtubi' MB_m1, 3885 nucleotides. RefSeq lists its product as uncharacterized. Lineage: Eukaryota; Fungi; Ascomycota; Leotiomycetes; Helotiales; Drepanopezizaceae. The record is from RefSeq and is a predicted model, not a curated record.